AUGGGGCAGCAGACAUCACAGCCGAAAAUUACACCGCAGGACCGUGCUAUCUACCAGCUCAAGCGGCAACGAGAUGCGUUGAAACAGUACCAGAAAAAGCUCACGGUGACCAUAGAACGCGAAACGGAAUUGGCCCGCCAGGCGCUCCGAGACGGAAAACCCGAUAAGGCCAAGUUCUACUUGCGGCUGAAAAAGCGCCAGCAAAGUGUCAUUGAAUCAACAUAUGAUCAGCUCGGAAACCUAGAAGGGCUUAUCGGUACGAUCGAGUUCAAGUUGAUCGAGAAGGAUGUGCUCUAUGGGCUUGAGCAGGGUAACCGAGUUUUGAAAACACUCAACAGCGAAAUGAGCGUGGAGAAGAUCGAUCGCGUUUUGGAUGACUUGGAAGAGGAACGGCUCCGUGUGGACGAGGUUUCGGAUAUGCUCGGUCUGGGAUUGAGCAAUCUGGAAGAGCACGAAGUCGAUGAAGAAAUGGCCCGCUUGGAGCGCGAGAUGGGUGUCGGAGCUCCAGCUUCCGAAGACGUGAAGUUUCCAGACGCUCCAAAGAAUAUUGUGGAGGCAGAAGACAAGCAGGAUACCUCUGAUCCGCAAGCUGAAGAACAGCAGAGUGAACAUCCGAAAGAGGAGCCACUUGCAGCUUGA
Messenger RNA from Clavispora lusitaniae ATCC 42720, 639 nucleotides. It is a transcript of the gene VPS20, whose product is annotated as ESCRT-III subunit protein. Gene Ontology annotation, cellular component: ESCRT III complex; multivesicular body. NCBI's taxonomy places the organism in Eukaryota, Fungi, Ascomycota, Pichiomycetes, Serinales, Metschnikowiaceae. The record is from RefSeq and is a predicted model, not a curated record. Gene Ontology annotation, biological process: vesicle budding from membrane; late endosome to vacuole transport via multivesicular body sorting pathway.